AUGGGGGACGAGACGGUGUCCAGGCUGUUCCGCGUGAGACGGACAAUCUUUGAGAUGCUACACGACCGCGGGUACCUAGUAGCUGAUCGGGAGCUUCGAUCGACCAAGGACGAUUUCAGAGACCAAUUCGGGGACGACCCUCAACGAGACGAUCUCACGCUACUGAAGCAGAAGAGGGACAACCCUAGCGACGAGAUUUACGUGUUCUUCCCGGUGGAGGCGAAGGUGGGCAUCAAGACGCUCAAGGGGUACUACGAGAAGAUGAAGGGGUCGGGGCUGUCACGCGCCAUCAUGGUGGUGCAGCAGAACCUCACGCCUUUCUCCAAGAAGAUCCUUGCUGACAUGGCGCCCAAAUACAUCAUCGAAGUCUUCCAGGAGGGCGAGCUGUUGGUGAAUGUGACAAAGCACGAGUUGGUGCCACAGCACGUGGUGUUGACAGACGAGGAGAAGCACAUUCUGCUCGAGAGAUACACCGUCAAGGAGCACCAGCUGCCCCGCAUGCAGAGGAGUGACCCAGUGGCUCGGUACUUUGGGCUCAACAGAGGGCAGGUGGUGAAGGUUCUCAGAAACACACUGAAUUUGGAACGCGAGUAG
This is a messenger RNA of Closterium sp. Naga37s-1, 594 nucleotides long. The record is from the annotation of a GenBank genome assembly. NCBI's taxonomy places the organism in Eukaryota, Viridiplantae, Streptophyta, Zygnematophyceae, Desmidiales, Closteriaceae.